Molecule: messenger RNA, 574 nt
Organism: Styela clava
Lineage: Eukaryota; Metazoa; Chordata; Ascidiacea; Stolidobranchia; Styelidae
Source: RefSeq, a predicted model, not a curated record
GGGUGUAAGAAAACUGUCGUGAAAGAGAUUUCUGAGUUGGCAAAGGAACGUGAAUUAUUUAAAAAAAUCAUGAAAUUCAAAGCAACGAUCCUCAUUGUGUUAUUUGCGUUGGUCGUAAUCGAAAGUACUAAUGGCGGCUGGAGAAAAGCCUGGCGAAAAGUUAAAGAAACGUCAAAGAAGGCCUGGAAAAAGACUAAGACUUUCGCCAAAAAAGUUGGAGAAAAAGCUAAGAAAGCCCUAAAAUGCACAUUUACCAAGAAAGCAUUGACAGUGGUAGGAGACAUGAAAGCGCUAUAUGAAAAGGAUAUCAACGCGUACAACACGUUAAUGAAGGACUUCAAUAUGGUUCUCGCUUCUAGUUUAAAUGAUGAAAUGGCAAAAAAGGUCGCGGAUGAGUUGAAUGAUCUGUUUAAUUCAGAGCAAGACGAAAUCAAUGAAGACGUGGAAGCUGCUCCGUCUAAGGAUGAAAAGGCACAACUGCUGAUGUCUAUUCGACGCGCUCUUGACAGAAAUUAAAAGGAUGUUCACGAUCACGAUAUCUGCAUAUUAAAUUUUUUUUUACCAUAUAUAUAUA